CAAACAUUUUGUAUAAAUUGUGAUUCGACGACCUUUUUGCAUACUACGUCCAUAAUGAUGAUUCUGUUUGAUAGAAGAUAGCGCCAUACUACUAAAAUAAUUUUCAAGUAGUAAGAAGUUUUUGGAAACAACUUCUAAACUAAACUUAAAACUACAAUAAAACAUUGCAAUGAAUGCUGAACAGCAGUUGCAUCAUGCAGUGAAGGAAAGCAAUGUGAGCCAUAUACAUACACUCAUUCACAGUGGUGCCAACAUCAAUGGUCUGUUCUAUGGCUGGACACCCUUGCAGUAUGCAAUCAGUUUAGCACAUGGAGAUAUUGCAUUAUUGCUCAUUGAGAUGGGAGCUGACAUACACAAACUUCAUCAUAAAACAGACGGGUGUGCAUUGGAAGGUGCAAUAAAAAAGAAACUGUCAAAGGUUGUGAAGGCCUUAUUGGAUGGUGGAACAAACCCCAACAAAUGUCUGUCUGACGGGAAUCCUGCAAUAUUCACAGCCUUAGAAAUGGAAGACAAGGAUAUCCUGAAAAUACUAUUAGAAAGUAAGGCAGAUGUGAACCUUGUGAAUAAGAAUGGAGAAUCAGCAUUGUACCUAGCAAGUCGAGAUGGGCUGAGUGAUAUCUGCCAGAUACUUAUUGGGGGUGAGGCUAAUGUGGAUUUCCAGAGUCCAGAGACGGGCAAUCAGACCCCUCUGAUCGUGGCCACUGCUAAUGAACACAGCAAAGUGGUAAAAAUUUUGCUCAAGAAUGGGUGCAAUACGAACCUGCAGGACGCAGACAGCUGGACAGCGCUGUGGCAUGCAUACAGUAACAGUGACGAGGACUUGAUGAACCUGCUGCUCAAGUCUGGGGCUGACAAGGGGGUACCUGACGCAGAUGGACGGACGCUACUCGAGGAUGCGGUGGAGAACGAAGAUGAUAGUGUUGUAGAACUCUUGCAACGGUUUACACAUCAUGGGACUAACUGAUGGGAAAUUGCAUUUGCAUGUUGGCUGUUGAGUCAAAAUCUCUUCCCCAAUGUGGAAAUGAUGCAUUUAUGACUUUCAUUAGAAUCUGCAGCUGUAUGAAGGCUUAUCAUAAAAUCACCACAUGUUAACAAAAUGUUUUCAUAACAUUAUAUGUAUGCUUUUGAUGUAGGAACAGUCAUGAUGUAUUAAGCUAUAUGUAUGCUUUUGAUGUAGGUAUUUCAGUUGAUAUGUAUUCAUGUUUUUUAAUGCUCAUUUAAAAAAGGGGGGGGGGUGCAUAUUAUGGGAACACUAGUGGCAGCCUACAGGAACACAUUGUCUGCUCAAUGACUCAAACACAUUAAAUCACAGCAUCAUUCAACAUUUUGAUAAUGUGCGUGUGUAUAUAAUAUCUUGACUGUGUGUGCUUGAAGCACUUCUGUAUUACAGCCCUUGAAAUAUUAGAAAAUGACCAAAUUAACAUUGUAGCUCUCUUACUCAAACAGAUUUAAUCCAAUCAUAAUUAAACUUGGUGAUGCUGUUUGUGGAUAAAACAUCUCGGCAAUAACCAGCCAGGCCAUAUGGAUCACUUCUGAAUUAUGGCCCUUGAAUUGUAAAAAAAGGGAACUAAAACUUAAAGCAUUAUUCAAGUAAAACAGAUUAAAUCUGAUUAUCAUGACACUCUGUGAUGAUGGUUGUCAGCGUAAUAUCUUAGCCAAGUUCAAUAACUAAAAUGGCUUGAAGCACAUUUGAAUUGCGCAAAAAAACAUGUCCGCUCAUUAACUCUAAUAAUUGAAAUUGUAUCAUUAUUGUUCUUGGUCACAAUGUUUGUAGGCUACUAUGUUGAUCAUACCUCAAUUACUCCUAUGAUAUCAAGCCAGCUUGCCUGAAGCUUUUCGCAUUUCAUUUUUCAUUAUCUGAAAACUGCUACAUUAAAGUUUACCUUUUAACUAAACUCGUUUUAAUCUUACAAUUAUCAAACUUGAUCAUGUAAUCCAUAUCUUUUGACGGGUAUAUUUUGUAACAAGUUGGCACUCUUGUUUACUCUGUAAGUACUUUGCAUUUUUUUCAUUUUAUUAACACAUUAAUAUACAAAAUGUAUGCAUAGUUUCAAAGCUAAUGUUAAUAAUAUUAGUGUAGAGCAAUAAAUAACUGCCAAAUAA
Dreissena polymorpha is the source of this 2103-nucleotide messenger RNA. Its product is annotated as ankyrin repeat domain-containing protein 50-like. The record is from RefSeq and is a predicted model, not a curated record. Gene Ontology annotation, molecular function: protein binding. The transcript is spliced from 7 exons. Lineage: Eukaryota; Metazoa; Mollusca; Bivalvia; Myida; Dreissenidae. The coding region runs from base 170 to 964 and encodes 264 amino acids.